CUACGUCACCGCUCGGCUCCAUGGCCGCCAUCCCCGCGCGGCUCCACCACCUCGUCGUCGUCAUCCUCCUCCUCGUGCCGUCCCUCACCGCUGCUCAGUCCCGCGCAUUCGAAGGGGCGCCGGCGGCGUACGCGCGGUACCUGGUCGACGCGGCGGCGAUGCCGGCGGUGGACCUGUACGACUACAUCGUCGUGGGCGGCGGCACGGCGGGCUGCCCGCUGGCGGCGACGCUGGCGGGCCCGGGGGGCGGGCGCGUGCUGCUGCUCGAGCGCGGCGGCGCGCCCAGCGAGUUCCCCGCGCUCGCCACGGCGGGCGGGUUCGUCAGGACGCUCGCCAUGGCGGACCCGGCCCCGGAGUCCGACGCGCCCGCGCAGGGGUUCACGUCGGAGGACGGCGUCCCCAACGUGCGCGCGCGCGUGCUCGGCGGCGGCACGGCCAUCAACGCCGGGUUCUACUCCCGCGCGCACCCGGAAUGGUUUCGUCGCGGCCACGCCGAGGAUGCCGGGAUGACGAAUGUUUGGGAUAUGCCGCUGGUGAACGCGUCAUACGAGUGGGUGGAGAGGCAGAUGACGUUCCAGCCGGCGGUGCACGGGUGGCAGGCGGCGGUGAGGGCGGCGCUGCUGGAAGCCAAUGUGACGCCGUGGAACGGCUUCACUGUGGACCACGUCACCGGCACAAAGGUCGGCGCCACGACCUUCGACGCGUCAGGCCGACGGCGCAGCGCCGCGGACCUCCUCGCCGUUGCCCGUCCUAGCCGCCUCCGCGUUGCCAUCCGUGGCACGGUUACUCGCAUCAUCACCAACCCGGUUGGCCUUGCUGCACGCCGUGGAAGGUCUCCACUACCAACAAUCGCAGCAAUCGGCGUCGUGUACCAGGACCGUCUCCUGGACCAGCACCAAGCCCUCCUGCGCCCAGGUGGGGAGGUGAUACUUGCCGCAGGCGCCCUGGGGAGCCCCCAGCUGCUGCUGCUCAGCGGCAUCGGCCCCGCUCCCGAUCUCUCCAGCCUCGGCAUCCCUGUCUCCGCCGACAUCCCCGACGUCGGCAAGCACAUGUACGACAACCCUCGCAACGGCAUCUCCUUCAUCCCGUCGGUUCCCAUCGACCACUCUCUGAUCCAGGUCGUCGGCAUCCCGUCGGCCAACGGGACCGCCUCCUACCUCGAGGCGGCGUCGUACAUCGUCCCGGUCGCUCCGGCGCUGAGAUCCUCCGUCCCUUUCCUUGGCUCGUCCUCCCCGCUCUACGUCACCGUCGCGACCAUCAUGGAGAAGGUUCCCGGACCCUUAUCCGAAGGUUCGCUGUGGCUCUCGUCGACGAACCCGCUGGAGAGCCCCGCCCUGCGCUUCAACUACCUGAGCCGUCCCGAGGACCUGGCGCGGUGCGUUCUGGGCGUGCGCCAUGUGGCGCGAGUGCUCGAGGGCAGAGCGUUGGACGGGUUCCGUUCGGCGGUUGUUGGGUCGACGACGACGGGUAGGAGAGGGUCGUCUGUCCGGAGGGAAUUCAGGAUCGCCGGGACAGCGCUGCCGGCUGACUGGAGAACGAACGAUAGAGCUCUGGCGAGCUACUGCCAGCAGACUGUGGCGACGUUGUGGCACUAUCACGGAGGGUGUGUCGCCGGGAAGGUGGUCGAUGGGAGUUUUCGGGUGAUUGGUUCCCACGCGAUUCGCGUGGUGGAUGCGUCCACGUUCAGCGAGACGCCCGGGACGAAUCCUCAGGCCACAAUACUGAUGAUGGGCAGGUAUGUGGGGCUGAAGAUGAUUGAGGAGAGACACAGUAGAAGGCCGGUCAUGCCGCCAUAGCCCCCCCAACACCUGAAAGAUUCAUUCAUCCACAAGAAAAAUUUUCAAUUAACAUGCGUGGAGCGCAUCAUACUUCUCAUGUAACCCAUACUUCUAGGUUUUUGAACUGAGAUUGCUGUAUAGAUUAGUAGCAUGGGCAUCUUUUGCGUGUGUGCAUAGUGGGGUGAACAGGGAAGCAGAAACUAAUACUUGCGUAGAUAUUGCUUCUUCUUUUUCUUUCUUUUUCCCCCCUAGAGAUAGUUACCGCAAGACAGGUCAUUUCGGGUGUUCUGAUGGAUCAUGUGGGCGUGUGUAAAGGCUAGAAACUACAUGCUUUUAUGAGCAUUGAGCAACGACAUUCUAUUAUCUUGGUAUUUGGCCGUUAGAAGAAGUCUUCAC
Zea mays is the source of this 2174-nucleotide messenger RNA. Its product is annotated as (R)-mandelonitrile lyase-like. The transcript is spliced from 5 exons. NCBI's taxonomy places the organism in Eukaryota, Viridiplantae, Streptophyta, Magnoliopsida, Poales, Poaceae. Gene Ontology annotation, molecular function: oxidoreductase activity, acting on CH-OH group of donors; flavin adenine dinucleotide binding. The record is from RefSeq and is marked provisional. Bases 21 to 1796 code for a protein of 591 amino acids.